CCUGCACUAUAGAGCAAGCUAUAACUUCCUUCUUUUUCAACGUCACCGCUAUUGGCUUUAAUUUCGUAGACGACUUCACUCGAAUUGCCGACGAUAAGCCUUGGUCAGCGGCCGAUACUAUCGCUGUAGUCUUUUUUUCAUUACUCGGUAUUGUAACCUUACUCAGUACAAGUUACGAUUUAUGCCAUCGAUUCGUAUUUAAGAAAGGUAAGUUUUUCACCAUCAGUUCUCUAAGUUUUUGAUUUUGAACUGACUUUCCAAAAAAAAGUAUUUCCUUUGGAAAUAACAAACCGAUUGAUAUACAAUCAAAUCAAAAUGUAAUCAGUACUAUCAAUUAUGUAUUUGUUAUUUAAUUUCAUGACUUGCUUUGAUAACAAUCUUGUUGCUACCUUAAAUUAUUCAAAGCAAUAUUAUUACUUAGAGUUCCUUUUUGUUUUUAAUCUCCCUUAUUUCUUAUUUUACAUGUUUUUUUUUAAUAAAUUGUCAUUAUUAUUUCCAGAUCCAAAACAAAUGAGCACACUAGGCCGAUCAUUCUCAGUAUACACGAAUGGGCAAAGGUUAACGACCUUCAGUACUACAGCUGGAAGUAUGCAAUGUCUUGAUGGUAUCAGAACUUUGGCCAUGGUGUGGGUCGUGGUGGGCCAUACCUACAGUACCGAACCGACCCAACAAAACCUUCUUGAAGUCUACGAUUGGUUGUUUUCCACAAGAGGUCUGUGGAUAACUGGAGCCUCUAUGACGGUAGAUACAUUUUUCACAAUAGCUGGGAUACUUCUAGUCUACACCACUGUUAACAAGAUGAAUCAAGUAACAUUUGUAAAGAACAUCCACUGGUUCUACCUGAACCGCUUCGUCAGGCUGACCCCACUCCUGGCUGUGGCUGCACUGCUCCAAGCUUCAUACUUCAAUAGAUUCACGGACGGGCCCUUUUGGUUAACAGUAGCCGGCUACACGAACAACUGUAGAAAAAACUGGUGGUCUACUCUUCUUUAUGUGCAAAAUUACGUACACGUGGAAGAAAUGUGUGUCGCUCACUCCUGGUAUGUGGCCAUAGACUUCCAACUCUAUGUGGUCUCACCUUUGGUUCUCAUUUGGGUCGUAAGUGGCAAGAAACUCUACUCUUGGAUUGGCUUAAUCGGUUCUUUUGCGGCAAUACUUGUAUCGUCGACAAUUUAUAAUUUCCACCACAAUUUGCCUGCACACAGUGUUGUUCCAGCCCGUUUUCCUGAAUUACAUGAUUUCAUGGUAAAGUACUACUUCAACGCGCUAUGUCGUGCUGGUCCGUUCUUCGUCGGCAUGAUCUUUGGAUACGUUUUGCAUCUUUACCGUAAAACUAGAUUGCAAAUACCAUGGAUCUUAGCCUUAUUCUUCUGGGCGUGCUCUGCUGGUAUUAUCGGAGGUAUCUUCUACUUCAUAUACAGAGUCUUGCAAUAUGAUUGGGACAACGAUUUUAUGGAUAAUUUUAUGAAUUCAUUCAUGAGGUCUGGCUAUGCGUGUGCUAUCUCCUGGUUGGUCAUAGCAUGUGUGCAUGGUUACGCUGGUCCUAUCAAUUGGUUCCUUUCUCUCGAAGUAUGGAGAUUACCAGCUCGCUUGUCAUACGGAAUGUAUUUGUUCCACUACCCGCUACAGUUUUCUUUGAAUGGCACGAUGUUAGCACCUAGUUAUUUCUCCGUCGGCGCCUAUGCAUUCAAAUCGUUGGCAUACUUGUCUUAUGCAUUCAUAUGGUCCUUCGUGUUAACUCUUCUUGUGGACUCUCCAAUAACAGUUCUUUUUAAAAUGCUGAUGGAUAAGGCAAAGCCAAAGAAACCUGCUGUGCAACCGAAUGAAGUAACUAAACAGGAUCAUUUCGAGAAUAAUGCAGAUAUCAAUGGCAAUCCGAGAUCCAUGAAAGAACUUGAAAUGAACAAAGCAGAUGAUGGAAAUUCUGAAGGUGCAAAAGAAGUAGCCGUUUUGAAUUCUGAUUCUAAUGAAGCAUUAGCAAAAUCAAACAAUGCAAGCAAUAUUAACGAUACUGAUGCUAUUGUUAAUACGAAGGAUGAGAAUGAAACGAAAAAAGGAAUAGUUUAACUCGAAGCACACAUGAAUAAGUAAUAUUUAAUUUUUCCACUCAUUAUAUCGAUGGAUCUUUCGUCUUCUUAAUUCGGAUAAAAACCGAAGAAUGUAUUAAGCCUUUUUACAGAAAAAGAUUCAUUGCAAACCAAGGCUGGCAUCAUCUGAACUGUCUCAAACCAAACAUGGCUCAUUGCCAUUAUACAAUCUGAACCCGAACGCCUCGUUAGUUCACUUGUAACUGAUCGUUUUGGUCGUGUCAAAAACGACUUUGUAUUCGUAGGUGGGUGCAUUACAGUGAAAAAUGACCAUUUCCCAAUAAUUAAUUUCCAAGUGAUGAAAAGUAAAAACACUCAAGUAUGCUCGCGAGCGAAAGACAUUCGUGUUUUUUAAAUCACAAUUUGGAAGGUCGUUAAAUAUUUUCGUUCAAUUUAGGCGUACUUUUGUUUGCUUAGAAGAAUGAUCCUUAACAUUACUGUUGUAAAUAUUGGAAUGUUGUUUUAAAGGAAUUCGGGAGGAAAAGGCUUUUUGCUCAAUAAAUUAAUGUAAAGAGUUGUUGAGUUA
Helicoverpa zea (corn earworm) is the source of this 2613-nucleotide messenger RNA. RefSeq names its product O-acyltransferase like protein-like. NCBI's taxonomy places the organism in Eukaryota, Metazoa, Arthropoda, Insecta, Lepidoptera, Noctuidae. Gene Ontology annotation, molecular function: acyltransferase activity, transferring groups other than amino-acyl groups. The transcript has 10 exons. The record is from RefSeq and is a predicted model, not a curated record. Bases 337 to 2067 code for a protein of 576 amino acids.